This is a messenger RNA of Diaporthe citri, 1047 nucleotides long. RefSeq lists its product as uncharacterized. The coding region runs from base 1 to 1047 and encodes 348 amino acids. Lineage: Eukaryota; Fungi; Ascomycota; Sordariomycetes; Diaporthales; Diaporthaceae. The transcript is spliced from 2 exons. The record is from RefSeq and is a predicted model, not a curated record.
AUGCGUCUUCUCGACACCACAACUUUCGAGCUGGCCUUCAACAGCCCCUCCGUGUUCAAGCAGGAAGGCUACGCAAUCCUCUCGCAUCGAUGGAUCGGCUCGGAAAUCACAUUUGAGCAGCUAGGGGGACAUAUCGACGCGCUCCGGUCAGCAGGGGUCACACCCUUGGAAUCACCUCAGCAGGACAAAAUUCGGGGCGCAUGCCAAACCGCCAGGGCCAAAGGCAUCAAGUGGAUGUGGAUCGAUACGUGCUGCAUUGACAAAUCGAGCAAUGUUGAGCUAUCCGAGUCGCUGAACUCAAUGUUCCAGUGGUACCGCGAUGCCAAGUUGUGUAUUACUUAUCUGUCAGAUGUCAUCAGAAAGGGAACCGACAGAGAGGGCUUCACCAACGAGGUGGGUCAGCCCUCCGUAUGGUUUUCACGUGGCUGGACGCUGCAGGAGCUUCUCGCCCCGCGCCACCUCGAAUUUUUUGACAAGAACUGGGACCCCAUGGGCGAUAGAGCCGAAUUGGCGGGGCAGAUCCAGAAGAUUACCGGCAUUCAGAGCAAAUAUCUCAAAGGCGAAACAAAGGAUGACUUCAGGGCUGCAUGCGUUGCUACGAAGUUCAGUUGGAUCGCAAGCCGCCAGACAGAGCGCGACGAGGACAUGGCGUACAGCAUGCUGGGUCUCUUCGGCGUAACGAUGGACCCACGUUAUGGCGAGGGCUGGGGCGCAUUCAUGCGGCUGCAGAAAGAGCUGCUUGCUAGGUCGGAGGACGAGUCACUGUUUGCGUGGAAGAUGGCGGAACCCGACGCCGGGUUGAAGCUCCUCUCUGGAGUCCAUUCACAGCAGCAGGAGAACUGGAGAGAAAACGAAUGGGGCCUCCUGGCGCCGCGCCCGGUAUGUUUCAAGGAUUGUGGUCAGAUGACAGUUAUUUGCCCCGGGGACAGGAAAAAGUGGAACAAGUACAACUUCGAGGAAUGGUCUUGUGAACACCUGCGCGCUGGAAAUUCGCGGUCGAUGCAGCACGAGUGCAUGCCUGUGCACGUUAUGCUCGGGGAGCGUUAG